UUCAAUACAAAACACACCAGUGUCCACGCCGUGUCGCCCGUCGCUUCAAUCUUGAUUUUUUUCGUCCGUGCACGUUUUGUUUUUAUUAAUUAAAAAAUUAGAUUGAAUAAAUAAAAUGAAAACGAGCAAUACGAAGGCGAAAAAUUAAAUAACUAGAAUCAAAGAACAGCAGUCGAGGAGUUGGGCCUGCGUGUGUGUGAUUGUGUGGAGUGUAGUGUGAGUGUUCGUGUAUGUGUUUAUAAAUAAAACGCUCAGAAGCUGCGUGCGAAAAGCAGACGCGAAGAAAAAUAAAAAAGAAUGAGCAGCGGAAAAGAAAGUGUUUUUUAGCAUUACUCUCCCAAGCAUACGAUACGAAAAGGAAUAUCAAUUUUUUAAAGUGCAAUCUGUCCGCAGCGAGAGCGUUUCCCAAGAGUUCAACCUGCCAAGGAGACCGAAUUGAGAGAGAGUUGCAACCUUUUGCCAGCCAGCCAGGCAACAUCCAAAAUUGUGUGCUUAAAUGGAUGCAACAUCAAUAAUCACACAAGUGUCCCGCGAUGAUGAGCAACUGAAUGUUUAUCCCAGCUAUCCGAAUGAUAAAGACGAUGUGGAACGCUUAAAGCCACAAAAGCGAGGAUUUAUCCAGUCCCUGCUCUGCUGUUGGCGACGAAAUCGAACAAAAACCAAUCAGAAUGGCACGCAAAUCGAUGGCUCGACUACACCGCCACCUUUACAGGACCAACAAAGGUACCUACUACCUCAGGUUAGGCUCACCGAUAUGCACAGAAAGUGCAUGGUUAUCGACUUGGAUGAGACCCUAGUGCAUAGUAGUUUUAAGCCCAUUCCGAAUGCAGACUUCAUAGUGCCCGUGGAGAUCGAUGGAACCGUACAUCAGGUGUACGUUCUGAAGCGACCGCAUGUGGAUGAGUUUCUGCAGAAGAUGGGCGAGUUGUACGAGUGCGUUUUGUUUACAGCAUCACUAGCCAAAUAUGCAGAUCCCGUAGCAGAUCUGUUAGACAAGUGGAAUGUGUUUCGUGCAAGACUGUUUAGGGAAUCGUGCGUUUACUACAGGGGUAAUUACAUUAAGGAUCUUAAUCGUUUGGGUCGUGAUCUGCAAAAGAUUGUCAUUGUUGACAAUUCACCGGCCAGUUAUAUAUUUCAUCCAGAUAAUGCAGUUCCUGUAAAGUCUUGGUUCGACGAUGUCACCGACUGUGAACUACGCGAACUGAUACCGCUCUUCGAGAAGCUAAGCAAAGUUGAUUCCGUCUAUUCGGUGCUCUGCAAUUCAAAUCAGCCGCUGAACAAUCAUCAAACGAACCAGCACCAGCUGCAGCAGCAACAGCAGCAUACACAGGAGCUGCAGCAGGCACCCAAUCAGCUACAGCAGCAGCAGCAACAACAACAGACCAUCUCUGCCACGACAGUUAUUACACAGGCAACCACACUGUCUGCCCCGACCAUGCUGCAACAACAGUCGCCCAGUCCGCCCAGCCCACAAAGCGAGCUGCUGCAAAAGACGUAACAUCAGUGGGAAUUAAUGUUUAUAAAUAUAUGAUAAACGUUUAUACAUAUUAAUACAAGACCAAGCAGGCAUAUAAGCAAGCAAACAAACAAACAAACACGCCCAUGCCCAUGCCCAUGCCCAUGCCCACGCCCACGCCACAACACAACACAACACACCACACCACACACGUCACUUUUCUCAGACCCUUUCUUCAGUCUCAUCUCUUAUCUCUUAUCUACCACCACCGCUCGACAUACGUAGGCUUAAGGCUUCUUUUUAUAUACAUAUAUAUAAUAUAUAUGUUUUAUAAUUUUGAUGAAAACCAAGACCCCCUACUUACACAUUUCUUAUUUAUUCUUGUUUUUUUUUCGUUUUGCUUUAAUUAUUAAAUUUUUAUUGUGUUUGAAACGAUUGCUAAUCGCUGGAUAUGUUGUUCUGCGUGCGUGCGGGCGCGGGUACCCUAUAGCGGGGGUACACUAAAGCCCAGGCAUCAGCAUAAGCCCCAUGUAUAACCUAUUCCCCAGUCCACCCAAUAAUCAUUGAACUUUUUAUAUACACUCUAUAUAUGUAAAUCUGUAAGCGUAUUUAAUGGACAACCAACUGAGCAAGCAAAAAGAUUUAAUAACAAAUAACAUGGAAAAGAAAAGAAAACAAAACAAAUGAAAAGAAAAGAAAAAAGAUGAUUAACUAUACAUAUGAGCAGAGAGAUAAAAUCAAAUUCAAAAUAGCAUAUAUUUAUAUAUAUUUUUUAUUAAAAAGAA
Molecule: messenger RNA, 2241 nt
Organism: Drosophila miranda
Lineage: Eukaryota; Metazoa; Arthropoda; Insecta; Diptera; Drosophilidae
Gene: hzg
Product: carboxy-terminal domain RNA polymerase II polypeptide A small phosphatase 1
Exons: 6
Coding region: 497-1498 (333 amino acids)
Molecular function (GO): RNA polymerase II CTD heptapeptide repeat phosphatase activity
Source: RefSeq, a predicted model, not a curated record